Messenger RNA from Yarrowia lipolytica CLIB122, 1386 nucleotides. RefSeq lists its product as uncharacterized. Gene Ontology annotation, cellular component: fungal-type vacuole membrane. The record is from RefSeq and is a predicted model, not a curated record. Gene Ontology annotation, molecular function: transmembrane transporter activity. Gene Ontology annotation, biological process: transmembrane transport. NCBI's taxonomy places the organism in Eukaryota, Fungi, Ascomycota, Dipodascomycetes, Dipodascales.
AUGUCUCGAGAUUCUGAAACGAACGAAAUGUCCAGGUUUGACCGGUUCAUUCGGGAAAUCGGAUGGCACUCGCUCGUGAACUCUUCAUGUGACAUCAAGAUCCUCAUUGCACAAAAAGUGCUGCGGAUGAUCGCCUACGGUCAGAGUACUUUGAUUCUGGUGCAGUUUUUCCGUGAAAUACACGUGUCCGACGUUGGUCUCGGGUACUUUAUGACCCUGACUCUGCUUGGAGAUGUAAUCAUUAGCUACUUUUUGACAUUGUACGCCGACCAGCUUGGACGGCGCCUUGUGCUCCUCCUUGGUUCGUUUCUCAUGAUGGUCAGCGGCAUAGUUUUUGUAUUUUCCGACCACUUUGUAGUGCUGUUGAUAGCAGCCAUCGUCGGUGUAAUUAGCCCUUCUGGAGACGAGACGGGUCCCUUCAAGUCCAUUGAGGAGUCUGUAGUAGCCCAUCUCACUCCAGCCAAAGAGCUCUCCGACAUCUACGCCUGGUAUGGGCUGUUUGGCACGGUCGGAAGUGCACUUGGAAGCGUUUCUGCGGGCAUCAUGAUUGAUGGACUUGUUGCAAACUUCGGAUGGACGCAGUUGAAGGUGUAUCGGUUCAUGUUUGCCCAGUACGCUCUGCUGGCAUUUUUGAAACUGAUGCUCAACUGGUUUCUCACAGAUAAGUGUGAGAUCGACCCAGAUAACAAUGACAAUGAAGAACACGAAGCUGGUCUUCUUUUCGAUACCCACGAUCAUUAUCACCAACUCGAACACGAAGCUGAUCAACUCCAUGGUUCCAAAUUCUCCAUCUGGGGAACACCUCUCAGUCCCAGGAGCACAUCAGUUGUGUGGAAACUAUGCAUUCUUUUUGCUCUGGAUUCAAUGGGCUACGGCUUCAUGCCCAUCUCGUGGGUGGUGACCUAUUUUUUCGACCGAUGGAAGGCAAGCGAAGUCACUGUCGGCACCCUCUUCUUCUUCACCAGCGUGCUCAACGCUCUUUCCUCUCUGGCAUCUUCGUCCAUGUACAAACGUCUGGGACCGAUCUUUGCCAUUGUGGCUACCCAUUUCCCCUCUGCAAUGGCCAUGUCCUUCAUCCCCCUGGCCCCUACCAUGGGAAUUGCGAUGGGCCUUCUUCUCUUCAGAGCAUCCACUGCUGUCAUGGACGUAGUUCCCAGACAAGCGUUUCUGUCCCAUGUGGUCUCGUCCUCUGAGCGAACCAAGGUUAUGGGCAUUGUCAACGUGGUCAAGACUCUGGCCCGAUCUGUGGGUCCCAUCUUCACUGGAAUGUUUGCCCAGCGAGAUAUUCUCGGCUUUGCGUUCUUGAUCACGGGCCUCUUGGAAGCUGCCCAUGACCUGGGAAUGCUCGGACUCUUCUGGAAGUAUAACCGGAUCAUUGAGCAUUAA